This is a messenger RNA of Apaloderma vittatum (bar-tailed trogon), 873 nucleotides long. RefSeq names its product gap junction alpha-3 protein-like. NCBI's taxonomy places the organism in Eukaryota, Metazoa, Chordata, Aves, Trogoniformes, Trogonidae. The record is from RefSeq and is a predicted model, not a curated record. Bases 1 to 873 code for a protein of 290 amino acids. Gene Ontology annotation, biological process: cell communication. The transcript has a single exon. Gene Ontology annotation, cellular component: connexin complex.
AUGGGGGACUGGAGCCUGCUGGGUCGGCUGCUGGAGAGCACCCAGGAGCACUCCACAGUGGUGGGGAAGGUCUGGCUCACCGUCCUCUUUGUCUUAUGUAUCCUGGUGCUGGGGGCGGCUGCUGAACGGGUCUGGGAUGAUGAGCUGUCUGGCUUCUCCUGUGACACCCAGCAGCCUGGCUGCCAGAAUGCCUGCUACGAUAGCACCUUCCCUAUCUCCCACCUCCGCUUCUGGGUCCUGCAGAUCAUCUUCGUCUCUACCCCCAGCCUCGUGUACCUGGGCCACAUCCUGCACCUGGUGCAUCUGGAGAAGACACAGCAGGAAGCGACAGCACUGGCUGGCAGUGCAGCUAGGCGUCAGCGUCUCAGGCAGCCCCAGGUCCUUUCAGGGGACACACAGGGACGGGUCUGCAUGCGGGAGGCCAUUCUGAGGACAUAUGUCUGCAACAUCGUCUUCAAGGCGCUCUUAGAAGUGGCCUUCAUUGUGGGCCAGUAUGCCUUGUACGGGUUCAAGAUGAAGGGCCUCUACAGCUGCAGCCACUGGCCCUGCCCUAACACUGUCAACUGCUACAUCUCCCGGCCCACUGAGAAGACCAUCUUCAUCCUCUUCAUGUUGGGUGUGGCCUGCAUAUCUCUGCUGCUCAACCUGGUGGAGAUCUACCACCUGGGUCUCACCAAGUGCCAGCAGAGGCCAGGUCCCAAGUCCCACAUCCUGCCCAGUCCUGGUGGCCCUGUGGUGCCACACAGCACCUCUGUCACCCUGCCUGGCAGUGGCAGCCCCAUGGCUGCUGGCAGAUCCCCCCAUGGCCUUGCACCCCUGGAGAAGGCAGGUGCAUGGCUGGGAGUGGCCAGUGGAUCACAUGGGAAGGCAUGA